AUGGGUGGGUUGCAUGUGACGCUUGGGUGCUAUGAAAAUGACAAUGUGUCGUUAUGCGGCAGCAAGGAAGGUAUUCCUGGAGUUGACGCCUCCUUUGACUAUGUUGUGGUUGGUGGUGGUAAUGCUGGUAUGACCCUGGCGGCACGCCUGGCUGAACAAAGCUUCAGUGUUGCUUUGGUUGAAGCUGGAGGAUUCUACGAAAUCAAAUAUCCCCCAGCGCAAGUUCCUGGGGCUGUCGCCGUUGGCACUGGAACCGAUCAAAUGGCCAUUCGAACGCCCAUUGACUGGGGGUUUCUGGUGAACACCGGGCCAGGAGCAAAUUCACGGACUAUUCACUACGAAAAAGCCAGAUGCCUUGGAGGAGCGAAGAGCUCAAGAUUGACUGGCCCUAGACCGACUAUAGGAUCGAUGAAACUAUGGGCUGAUCUCGUCGAAGAUGAAAGUUACAUCUUCGACAGCGUCUUCCCUUUGUUCAAGAAGACGAUUAACUUCACCGCACCCGAUGAGGAGCUCCGUCCUGCAAACGCCACCGUAAGCUAUCGAGAGGAUGCUUACGCGAAGCAUGGCCUACCAGUUGACGUGACUUAUCCGCAUGCUGCCCCUCCCUUUUCCAGCUGGCUCCAACUUGGGUUGGAAUCGGCGGGGAUUGGAGUAACCUCUGAGUUCAACAGCGGGUCUUUGUUAGGUUCCUUUUAUUGUCCGUUCACUUUACGACCCGCCGAUCAGAUCCGCAGCAGCUCCGAAUCGGCAUUUUUUAGGUCACCCUCGUCUUUGAGUUAUUUACGAACCUUGACGUUGUACAAGAACACAAUGGGCAAAAAGAUACUGUUUGAUCAAAAGCGAGCAGCAGGGGUUGAGGUUGCCACUGCAGGCUCCAAGUAUAUUCUCAGCGCGAUCCACGAGGUCAUCAUAUCAUCAGGUGCCUUCCAGAGUCCUCAGUUACUCAUGGUUUCUGGAAUCGGUCCCGCCGAUGUCCUCCGAGAGCAUGAAAUCGAAGUCAUUGUAGAUCUACCAGGAGUCGGUCAAAAUCUGUGGGACCACGUUUUCUCUGGACCGACAUACCCAGUGGCUGUGGAGACAUUCAACAAGCUGGCUAUGGACCUACAAUAUCUUAUAAGUCAGAUAAGGGAGUUUCAAUCAUCUCAUACUGGAGUGCUGACCAAUCAUGGAUUCGACUACAUCGCUUUCGAAAAGCUUCCAGCUAGCUCGCGGGCCAGAUUCACUGAACGUACGGAGAACGACCUCUCCUGGUUUCCAGAAGACUGGCCAGAGGUUGAGUAUAUUGCCGCACCACUUUUCGUUGGCAAUUUCUCCGAUCCCAUUACUAUGCAACCGCAGGAUGGGAGGCAAUAUGCGAGCAUUAUGCCCACACUCGUGGCCCCGACGUCACGCGGAAACGUUUCUAUAAUCUCAGCUGAUACGGACGACCUUCCAGUGAUCCACACUAACUGGCUUACUACAGAAACAGACCAACAAGUUCUAGUUGCAGCAUUUAAGCGAGUCCGUGACAUAUUCCGUAGUGAAGCUAUGGCACCCAUCAUUGUCGGAGAGGAAUACUUCCCAGGAAAAGAGUAUCAAACGGAUAGUGAGAUCCUUGAGGUCAUCCGGGAUACAGCCAUGGCUCCGUGGCACGCGUCCGGCACAUGCAAGAUGGGGACUUGUUCUGAUCGCAUGGCGGUCCUUGAUAGUCGAGCGAGGGUGCUUGGGGUUGAGAGAUUGAGGGUGGUCGAUGCCAGUGCGUUCCCAUUUCUUCCUCCUGGCCAUCCUCAAUCGGUUGUUUGUAUGUUCUGUGCCGUCCUUGACAAAUGA
This is a messenger RNA of Aspergillus caelatus, 1809 nucleotides long. Its product is annotated as GMC family oxidoreductase. The transcript is spliced from 5 exons. The coding region runs from base 1 to 1809 and encodes 602 amino acids. The record is from RefSeq and is a predicted model, not a curated record. Gene Ontology annotation, biological process: secondary metabolite biosynthetic process. Gene Ontology annotation, molecular function: oxidoreductase activity, acting on CH-OH group of donors; flavin adenine dinucleotide binding. NCBI's taxonomy places the organism in Eukaryota, Fungi, Ascomycota, Eurotiomycetes, Eurotiales, Aspergillaceae.